Messenger RNA from Arabidopsis lyrata subsp. lyrata, 2158 nucleotides. Its product is annotated as putative cysteine-rich receptor-like protein kinase 35. The record is from RefSeq and is a predicted model, not a curated record. Gene Ontology annotation, molecular function: ATP binding; protein kinase activity. Gene Ontology annotation, biological process: protein phosphorylation. NCBI's taxonomy places the organism in Eukaryota, Viridiplantae, Streptophyta, Magnoliopsida, Brassicales, Brassicaceae.
CUCAUCUUUGGGAGCAUGAAGCUCAAGUCUUUAUUUUUUCCAACCUUCUUGAUUUUUCUCAUAAGCUUAGAUUCUGUUUCUGAACAAGAAAUCUGCUUCAAUGGAUUCUUUAAACCCAAUAGUACAUACGAUUUAAACCGUCGUCAAAUCCUCUCUACUCUUGCUUCUAAUGUCACAGCUCACAACGGCUUUUUCAACUCCAAGAUUGCUCAAGAUCCCAAUAGAGUCUUUAUCAUUGGUAUGUGCAUCCCGGGGACUAAACCAGAGACUUGUUCAGAUUGUAUCAAAGGUGCAUCAGAGAAGAUAUCCAAGAGUUUUCCUAACCAAACAGAUGCUUAUACAUGGCCAGAUUGUUGUAUGGUACGUUAUUCCAACGUUUCUUUCUCUGGAUCACUCGUUAUGGAACCAUCUGAAACGUUGUAUCAUACCGGAGAUAUCGAAGAUACGGGCACUAAUUUAACAGUGUUUGAUAGAAUCUGGGACGAGUUAAUGCUCCGUACAAUAACUGCAGCUUCAUUGAGUAGUACUCAUGGAUCAUCAUUUGGACAAAAGUACUUUGGAGCUGAGGUUGCUUCAUUGACAGCUUUCGAAACUAUGUAUGCGAUGAUGCAAUGUACGCCGGAUGUUUCUUCAAAAGAUUGUGAGUUUUGUCUGAAGACAAGUGUUGGUGAUUAUGAGUCUUGUUGUCGCGGUAAACAAGGUGGUGCGGUGAUAAGACCGAGUUGCUUUGUCCGGUGGGAUUUGUAUCCUUAUGCUGGAGCUUUUGAGAACAUUGCAUUGCCACCGCCUCCGCAGUCUUUACCUCAGCCACCGCUUUCUUUGCCUCCUCCGGUUAGCGAUCGGGCAAAUACAACCAUCAAAGAUGGAAAAUCACUUUCGCCAGGGAUUAUGGUGGCAAUUGGUCCUAUCGUCGUUAUCUUGGUUUUUCUUGUUGUAGUACUCGCGGUUUGUAGGAGAAGGAAAUCAUAUAAAACAACUGAGGUCCAAGCUGGUGAUGAGAUCACAACAACACAUUCACUACAAUUUAGUUUUAAGAUAAUUAUUGAAGCUGCAACUGAUAAGUUUUCGGACAGUAACAUGAUCGGGCGAGGUGGAUUUGGUGAAGUUUACAGGGGAACAUUUUCAACUGGAACUGAAGUAGCAGUGAAGAGACUGUCGAAAACAUCAGGGCAAGGCGCGGAAGAGUUCAAGAAUGAGGCUGUUCUUGUGGCAAAGCUUCAGCAUAGGAAUCUGGUUAGACUUCUUGGAUUUUUUUUGGAAGGAGAAGAAAAGAUACUUGUCUAGGAGUUUGUACCCAACAAAAGCCUCGACUAUUUCUUGUUUGACCCUGCAAAACAAGGUGAACUAGACUGGACAAGACGGUACAAUAUCAUUGGAGGGAUUGCUCGAGGAAUUCUAUAUCUUCAUCAUGAUUCACGGCUUACAUUCAUACACCGUGAUCUCAAAGCGAGUAACAUUCUCUUAGAUGCCAAUAUGAACCCCAAAAUUGCAGAUUUUGGCAUGGCAAGGAUUUUUGGAGUUGAUCAAAGUCAAGCCAACACAAGAAGAAUCGUCGGAACAUUUGGUUAUAUGUCUCCAGAAUAUGCAAUGCAUGGCCAUUUCUCCAUGAAGUCUGAUGUCUAUAGCUUUGGAAUAUUGGUUCUGGAGGUUAUAAGUGGCAAAAAAACUAGCAGUUUCUACAACAUUGAUGAUUCUGGUGGCAAUUUGGUAACACACGCUUGGAGGCUUUGGAGAAAUGGGUCACCGUUGGAACUGGUGGAUCUAAUCAUAGGAGAGAGUUAUCAGAGUAAUGAGGCUACUAGAUGCAUCCAUAUCGCACUAUUAUGUGUUCAAGAAGAUCCUGCAGAUCGUCCGUUGUUACCAGCGAUCAUCUUGAUGCUUACUAGUAGCACAACCACGUUACCUGUGCCUCGAGCGCCCGGAUUUUGCCUAGGUGGACGUGAACUGGACCUGGAUAGCUUAGAGUAUACCCAAUCCACAAGCUGGUCUAUUCCUUGUUCUAUCAAUGAUGCAUCAAUUACAGAGUUCGAUCCUCGUUGAAGAACUGUAAUGAGUCCAUGGAAGUAUAUAUCAACAUCUUGUCCCUGCUCUAUUUUAUGGUAUACAUGAUCUUCUUGGACACAUAAUAGUCCGAUCUACAAGUUCUAGUUACAGCCAU